Molecule: messenger RNA, 1671 nt
Organism: Saccharomyces kudriavzevii IFO 1802
Lineage: Eukaryota; Fungi; Ascomycota; Saccharomycetes; Saccharomycetales; Saccharomycetaceae
Product: cytosine permease
Exons: 1
Coding region: 1-1671 (556 amino acids)
Biological process (GO): cytosine transport; transmembrane transport
Cellular component (GO): plasma membrane; fungal-type vacuole membrane
Molecular function (GO): nucleobase transmembrane transporter activity
Source: RefSeq, a predicted model, not a curated record
AUGAUUCCGCAGCUGCCCAUUGAAAGAUUGGAACAAAAUAUGUCUCAAACGCAUGAUAUGCCUUCGAUCAAUACAGAAGAUGUGGGGAAUGAGCAUAAAGAUCUCGAGCGUGAAAUUCACGAUGCCAAGGAUUCCUCAGCUAAUAUAUUUUAUGAGGAUAUAGAAUCGCACGGAACCGAUGAAUCUGUCGAGGCCAAGCUAGAAUCGCGCGAAUCCGAAGAAGAGGUUGAGACUAAACUGUCUUUCUUGAAUCGGAUCGCUGCUGCUUUAAAUGCCGAAACAAAGGGUGUUGAACCAAUUACAGAGGAUGAGAAGACCGAUGACUCUAUGCUCAAUGCUGCAACCAUAUGGUUUUCAGCUAAUAUGGUUAUUGUAGCCUAUUCCGUGGGUGCCUUGGGUCCUCUGGUAUUUGGUUUAAAUUUCGGUCAAAGUGUUCUGGUUAUUAUUUUCUUCAAUAUUCUAGGUCUGUUGCCUGUUGCAUUAUUUUCUCUUUUCGGAGUAGAGUUGGGUCUAAGACAGAUGAUUCUUUCUAGAUAUCUUGCUGGUAAUGUGACGGCAAGAAUUUUCUCCUUUAUUAACGUUAUUGCUUGUGUUGGUUGGUGUGUUUUGAAUAUUUCUGUUUCCGCGCAACUGCUGAAUAUGGUGAAUGAAGGUUCUGGCCAUGUCUGUCCUAUUUGGGCUGGUUGCUUAAUCAUUGCUGGUGGUACCGUGCUUGUGACGUUCUUUGGUUACAGAGUUAUCCAUGCAUAUGAAAAAUGGUCGUGGGUGCCUAAUUUUGCUGCCUUUCUGGUCAUUAUUGCUCAACUAUCCCGGUCAGGAAAGUUCACAGGCGGUGAAUGGACAGGCGGCUCUAAUACCGCAGCUGGUGUUCUUUCUUUUGGCUCUGCUGUUUUCGGGUCUGCCGCAGGAUGGACAACUUAUGCGGCGGAUUAUACUGUUUAUGUGCCAAAGAAGACGAACAAAUACAAGAUUUUCUUUUCCGUAGUUGCAGGUCUAGCAAUCCCUCUAUUUUUCACUAUGAUACUUGGAGCCGCUUGUGGUAUGGCGGCCCUCAAUGACCCAACCUGGAAGGCAUACUAUGACAAAAACUCUAUGGGUGGUGUAAUAUAUGCUAUCUUAGUUCCCAACUCUCUAAACGGAUUUGGGCAAUUCUGUUGUGUUUUAUUGGCUCUGUCAACUGUUGCUAAUAAUGUCCCUGGAAUGUAUACUGUUGCUUUAUCGGUUCAAGCUUCAUGGGCGCCAUUCGCUAAAAUACCAAGAGUUGUCUGGACAAUGGCUGCUAAUGCUGCAACUUUGGGUAUUUCCAUACCUGCUACCUAUUACUUUGAUGGAUUUAUGGAGAAUUUUAUGGACUCCAUCGGUUAUUACCUCGCUAUCUACAUUGCCAUUGGUUGUUCGGAACAUUUUAUCUAUAGACGUUCGUUUAGCGCCUAUAAUGUAGAUGAUUGGAAUAAUUGGGAUCAUCUGCCUAUUGGUAUUGCAGGUAUAAUCGCCUUGAUUGUUGGAGCAUUCGGUGUUGCGUUGGGUAUGUGCCAGACAUACUGGGUUGGUGAAAUUUCUCGUUUGAUUGGUGAUUAUGGUGGUGAUAUAGGGUUCGAAUUAGGGUUAAGUUGGGCAUUUAUUGCUUACAAUAUUGCUAGACCAUUGGAACUAAAAUACUUCGGCCGUUAA